This is a messenger RNA of Theobroma umbraticum, 1412 nucleotides long. RefSeq names its product 1-aminocyclopropane-1-carboxylate oxidase homolog 1-like. Lineage: Eukaryota; Viridiplantae; Streptophyta; Magnoliopsida; Malvales; Malvaceae. The record is from RefSeq and is a predicted model, not a curated record.
UUUUGGCUUAUUCAUCACCAGAGUUGCAUACAUUUUCUUAUUGCAUUAGAACAAAAAGAGCAAAACACUUUGGCAAAAAGAAAAUGGUUGUCACAAAUACAGCAACUGUCGAGUCCAAUUAUGACCGGAAAAGUGAGUUAAUGGCUAUUGACAGGUCAAAAGCCGGCAUAAAGGGACUCGUUGAUGCUGGAUUAGCAAAGCUCCCACAAGUUUUCGUGCAUGAUCACUUGAAACUUGAGAUGGAGUCAGGGCCUACAAACGCCAACGUCGAGAUUCCAGUCAUUGACUUGGCAGGUGUCAACAAUGACUCCACUCGACGGGCAGAGAUAAUUGACCAAAUCCGAGAUGCUUGCCAAAAAUGGGGAUUCUUCCAGGUGGUUAACCAUGGAAUCCCUGUAACUACCCUGGAGGAGACACUCAACGGUAUCCGUAGGUUCCAUGAGCAGGAUCCUGAAGCAAAAGAAGAGCUCUACUCCCGUGAUGAUUCCAAGAAGGUCACGUUCAACACUAAAAUUGAUAUGUCACAAGCCCUGACUGCCUACUGGAGGGAUACCCUGACUUGUGUCAUGGCCCCGCAUCCCCCUGCUCCUGAAGAAUUGCCUUCAGCCUGCAGGGAGAUUAUGAUUGAUUACACAAACAAUGUCAUGAACUUGGGGCUUGCCCUAUUCGAAUUGUUAUCAGAAGGUCUUGGGCUCAACUCAAAUCACCUCAAGGACAUUGGUUGCGCAGAGGGACUUUACAUUAUGGGUCAUUACUACCCUGCAUGCCCUGAACCUGAACUGACUAUGGGCACAGGUAUCCACACUGACAGUGGUUUCCUCACUGUGCUCCUCCAGGACCAAAUGGGUGGCCUCCAAGUCCUCUACGACAAUCAAUGGAUAGAUGUUACCCCAAUCCGUGGAGCUCUUAUAAUAAACCUGGGAGAUCUGCUACAGCUCAUGACAAACAACAAGUUUAUUAGCGUCUAUCAUAGAGUGCUGGCGAAGACUGUUGGCCCUAGGAUAUCGAUUGCUAGCUUUUUCCGAACAUAUAUUCAGCCAGACAACGCCCUGAGAAUGUAUGGACCAAUAAAGGAGCUGCUUUCGGAAGAAAACCCACCACUUUACAAGGAAACCAAUGUGGUCGACUACUUCAAAUUCAAGCACGUAAAAGGUGUAGAAGGGACCUCAGCCCUGGCACAUUUCAAGCUCUGAAAGAAUAUCAGGAUUGACCAUCAAUAGAUGCUUUCAUAUGGGUCAAUAAAUUUAAUCCCAUCUUAGUACGGGAAUUAAUUGUCAAGUGUCUCUUUCUAUUUCCUAGCCUAUGCAUGUACUUGAUAAUAAGUAAAGUUCAAGGAUGGAAGUCCCCUCCAUUGUUGAAUAUCUGUUAGCGCCAGCUGCCUAGAGAUGCUUUUCGUCUCAGCAAUUCAUCGA